This is a messenger RNA of Saprolegnia parasitica CBS 223.65, 291 nucleotides long. RefSeq lists its product as hypothetical. The record is from RefSeq and is a predicted model, not a curated record. Bases 1 to 291 code for a protein of 96 amino acids. The transcript has 2 exons. Lineage: Eukaryota; Oomycota; Saprolegniomycetes; Saprolegniales; Saprolegniaceae.
AUGGCCAAGUUUUACAGCACGCGCCUCCUGAGCCUGUCGUCGACCAACACGAUGAACAACAACGGAACACUGCUUGAGCGCGGGUCCAAGCCCGCAGUCGUCAACGUCCCGUUCCAUGUCUUUGACGAAGAAGACGAAGCGAUUGCGACCAUGCGGCGGCCCAACGACACCUUCAACAGCAACGGGACGUUCAACAGCAACCAUGAUUCCGUCGAAGACGGCGUCUGCUUUGAGAGCAUGCGCACGCGCAUCUCCAACAUGACGAUGAUUGACGCCAAGCACAUCAUCUAG